This is a messenger RNA of Myotis daubentonii (Daubenton's bat), 10276 nucleotides long. RefSeq names its product strawberry notch homolog 1 (gene SBNO1). Gene Ontology annotation, cellular component: nucleus. NCBI's taxonomy places the organism in Eukaryota, Metazoa, Chordata, Mammalia, Chiroptera, Vespertilionidae. Gene Ontology annotation, molecular function: histone binding; chromatin DNA binding. Gene Ontology annotation, biological process: regulation of DNA-templated transcription. The record is from RefSeq and is a predicted model, not a curated record.
CGAUGGGGCGGGGGGACAGGGGGGAGGGGCGUCAAGAUGGCGGCGGGGAGGUAGGCAGAGCCAGACGCCGCUACUGCCGCCGCCGCCACCACCGCCGCCUCCGCUCCCGUCGCCUGUGGUUCUCCAAACUCUCGCCGCCCGGGAGAAGGUGUACCGGCGUCACAUCCCGCAAGGAAAAUGGUGGAGCCAGGACAAGAUUUAUUGCUUGCUGCUUUGAGUGAGAGUGGAAUUAGUCCGAAUGACCUCUUUGAUAUUGAUGGUGGAGAUGCGGGGCUUGCAACUCCAACACCUACCCCUUCAGUUCACCAGUCAGUGCCACUUAGUACAUUAGAACUAGGUUUGGAGACUGAAGCAGCAGUUCCUGUUAAACAAGAACCAGAGACGGUACCUACUCCAGCACUGUUAAAUGUUAGGCAGCAGCCUCCAUCUACGACAACAUUUGUGCUGAAUCAAAUAAAUCAACUUCCGACCUUGGGAUCUACAAUUGUAAUGACUAAAGCACCACCUGUAACAACGAAUAGGCAAACCAUCACUUUAGCAAAGUUUAUCCAGACCUCUGCAAACACACGCCCUUCGGUCUCAGUACCAGCAGUACGAAAUGCCGUGACCUCUGCACCUUCAAAAGACCAGGUUCAACUGAAGGACCUUCUGAAAAAUAAUAGUCUGAAUGAACUCAUGAAACUGAAGCCACCAGCUAAUAUCGCUCAGCCAGUUGCAACAGCAGCUACUGAUGUAAGCAACGGCACAGUAAAGAAGGAGUCUUCUAAUAAAGAGGUAGCAAGAAUAUGGAUAAAUGACAUGAAGAUGAGGAGUUUUUCCCCGACCAUGAAGGUUCCUGUUGUAAAAGAGGAAGAUGAACCAGAGGAAGAGGAUGAAGAAGAAAUGGGCCAUGCAGAAACCUACGCAGAGUAUAUGCCAAUAAAAUUAAAAAUUGGGCUACGUCACCCGGAUGCUGUGGUGGAAACUAGUUCUUUGUCCAGUGUUACUCCUCCCGAUGUUUGGUACAAAGCAUCCAUUUCUGAAGAAACCAUUGACAAUGGCUGGUUGUCAGCAUUACAGCUUGAGGCAAUUACAUAUGCAGCCCAGCAACAUGAAACAUUCCUACCUAAUGGAGAUCGUGCUGGCUUCUUAAUAGGUGAUGGUGCUGGUGUAGGGAAAGGAAGGACGAUAGCAGGAAUCAUCUAUGAAAAUUAUUUGUUGAGUAGAAAACGAGCAUUGUGUUUAUAUGGAAAAAUUUCUUCCAAACAUAAUGGGAGUGUGAAAAAGGGUGUGAUUUUUGCCACCUAUUCUUCCCUUAUUGGUGAGAGUCAGUCCGGCGGUAAAUACAAAACAAGGCUGAAACAGCUUCUGCAUUGGUGUGGCGAUGACUUUGAUGGCGUGAUAGUGUUUGAUGAAUGUCAUAAAGCAAAAAACUUAUGUCCUGUUGGUUCUUCAAAACCAACCAAGACAGGCUUAGCAGUCCUAGAGCUUCAGAACAAAUUGCCAAAAGCCAGAGUUGUUUAUGCUAGUGCCACUGGUGCUUCUGAACCACGAAACAUGGCCUAUAUGAACCGUCUUGGAAUAUGGGGUGAAGGAACUCCAUUUAGAGAAUUCAGUGAUUUUAUUCAAGCAGUGGAACGGAGAGGUGUUGGUGCCAUGGAAAUAGUUGCUAUGGAUAUGAAGCUUAGAGGAAUGUACAUUGCUCGACAGCUGAGCUUUACUGGAGUGACCUUCAAAAUUGAGGAAGUUCUUCUUUCUCAGAGCUAUGUAAAAAUGUACAAUAAAGCAGUCAAGCUGUGGGUCAUUGCAAGAGAGCGGUUUCAGCAAGCUGCGGAUCUGAUUGAUGCUGAGCAGCGGAUGAAGAAGUCCAUGUGGGGUCAGUUCUGGUCUGCUCACCAGAGGUUUUUCAAAUACUUGUGCAUAGCAUCCAAAGUCAAGAGAGUUGUGCAGCUGGCUCGAGAGGAAAUUAAGAAUGGAAAAUGUGUUGUAAUUGGCCUGCAGUCUACAGGAGAAGCCAGAACAUUAGAAGCCUUGGAAGAGGGCGGGGGAGAGCUGAAUGAUUUUGUUUCAACGGCCAAAGGAGUGUUGCAGUCACUCAUCGAAAAGCACUUCCCGGCUCCAGACAGGAAAAAGCUUUAUAGUUUGCUGGGAAUCGAUUUGACAGCUCCAAGUAACAACAGUUCACCAAGAGACAGUCCUUGUAAAGAAAAUAAAAUAAAGAAGCGGAAAGGUGAAGAAAUAACUCGAGAAGCCAAAAAAGCACGGAAAGUGGGUGGCCUCGCUGGGAGCAGCUCUGACGACAGUGGGAGCGAAUCCGAUGCCUCUGAUAACGAGGAGAGUGACUAUGCGAGCUCCAAGAACCUGAGUUCUGGAGAGGAUGACGACUUCAACCCGUUUAGAGAUGAGUCCAGUGAGGACGAUGAGGAUGAUCCUUGGUUAAUCAGAAAAGACCACAAGAAAAACAAAGAUAAAAAAAGAAAGAAAAGUAUAGAUCCAGAUUCUAUUCAAAGUGCCUUAUUAGCAUCAGGUCUUGGAUCAAAACGACCUAGUUUUUCAUCCACACCAGUUAUUUCACCUGCUCCUAACAGUGCACCAGCUAACAGCAACACCAACAGCAACAGCAGCCUUAUAACAAGUCAGGAUGCCGUGGAAAGGGCCCAGCAAAUGAAGAAAGACCUACUUGAUAAACUAGAAAAAUUAGCUGAAGACCUCCCUCCUAAUACCCUGGAUGAGCUGAUUGAUGAACUUGGCGGCCCUGAGAAUGUUGCUGAGAUGACGGGCCGCAAGGGGAGGGUCGUAAGCAAUGAUGAUGGAAGCAUAUCUUAUGAGUCAAGAUCUGAACUUGAUGUCCCUGUGGAAAUACUAAAUAUCACAGAAAAACAAAGGUUUAUGGAUGGAGAUAAGAAUAUUGCUAUCAUCUCGGAAGCUGCCAGCUCAGGUAUUUCAUUACAAGCAGAUCGGAGAGCCAAGAAUCAACGACGGCGAGUGCACAUGACUUUGGAGUUGCCCUGGAGCGCGGACAGAGCCAUUCAGCAGUUUGGACGAACUCAUAGAUCAAACCAAGUUACAGCUCCUGAAUAUGUCUUUCUAAUUUCUGAAUUGGCGGGAGAACAAAGAUUUGCAUCUAUUGUUGCUAAAAGACUUGAGAGUUUGGGGGCACUUACACAUGGUGACAGAAGAGCAACAGAAUCCAGAGAUUUGAGCAGGUUCAACUUUGACAAUAAGUAUGGAAGAAAUGCAUUAGAAAUUGUCAUGAAGUCCAUUGUAAACCUAGAUUCUCCUAUGGUAUCACCGCCUCCAGAUUACCCUGGAGAAUUCUUUAAAGAUGUUCGGCAAGGACUGAUAGGGGUUGGCCUGAUAAAUGUAGAAGACCGCUCAGGAAUUCUAACUCUAGAUAAAGAUUAUAACAACAUCGGAAAAUUCCUGAAUAGAAUUUUGGGCAUGGAGGUGCACCAACAGAAUGCAUUAUUUCAGUAUUUUGCAGACACACUCACUGCAGUUGUUCAAAAUGCCAAAAAAAAUGGAAGAUAUGAUAUGGGAAUCUUAGAUCUUGGUUCUGGAGAUGAGAAAGUGAGGAAAAGUGAUGUUAAGAAGUUUCUGACUCCGGGAUAUUCAACCUCUGGUCAUGUAGAGUUAUACACAAUUAGUGUAGAGAGAGGGAUGUCUUGGGAGGAAGCUACCAAGAUUUGGGCUGAGCUGACAGGACCAGAUGAUGGCUUUUACUUGUCACUGCAGAUAAGAAACAACAAGAAGACUGCCAUCUUAGUUAAAGAAGUAAACCCAAAAAAGAAGCUCUUCUUAGUCUAUAGACCAAAUACUGGGAAACAGCUCAAAUUAGAAAUUUAUGCUGAUCUAAAGAAGAAAUAUAAGAAGGUCGUCUCGGAUGAUGCCUUGGUUCACUGGUUAGAUCAAUAUAAUUCAUCUGCAGACACUUGUACUCAUGCUUAUUGGCGUGGCAAUUGUAAAAAAGCAAGCUUGGGAUUAGUUUGUGAAAUAGGUCUUCGUUGCCGCACUUAUUAUGUAUUAUGUGGCUCAGUACUGAGCGUCUGGACAAAAGUUGAGGGUGUUCUAGCAUCUGUCAGUGGCACAAACGUGAAAAUGCAGAUAGUUCGGCUGAGAACAGAGGAUGGACAGCGGAUUGUAGGUCUGAUCAUCCCUGCAAAUUGUGUGGCUCCUCUUGUAAACCUCCUGUCAACUUCAGACCAGUCUCAACAGCUUGCGGUCCAACAGAAACAGCUCUGGCAGCAGCGCCACCCCCAGAGCAUUGCCAGCUUGAGCAACGCAUAAGAACAGACAGGUUUCAACAUGGAUGUAUCUGAAAUGCUGUUGAAGCAUAUCAUUUGCAUAAAAAUCAGGGACAGUUUCCAAAGAAUUAUAAUUUUUUUCAGUUGUGCUCUCUCUAGUUAAUUUUUUUUGGGAAUAAGGACAAACCUGGAAUAGAUAGCAAAACUGAAAAUCAACAGUGCCGAUGGUGGUACAUAUGUCUUUCCUUUUGCUUUGCCCAUGGUACUUCCCAUAUGCUCCUACUUUGGGGGAGCAGAGGGGUGUGUGCGCGUGCGUGUGUCCGUCUGUUUGUUUGUUUGUGAGUUUGUUAAAGGCUACGAACCACAAUUGGUUUAAAAAUGCUUGGAACUUCCCAACUGGCUUUACUUAAUGUUCCACAGUGCUCAGGGUUAACGCAGGUCAUCCGUGCCAUUGCUGUGGGAGUUCUCCCCGGAUGCAUGUGUUUUGGGUCUAUAAAUAUAGAAAAUAUAUAUUGGUUUCUUUUUCCAACUUAUUAAACACUAGGUCUAUUAAAGCAUGAAACGAAAGGUUGCACAUCACACAUUCAGGUUCUUUUCUAGUUUCUGUUCUGACAGUGCAUGUCUUUGAAAGCAUGCGUAAACAAGAUUAACAGAUGUCACGUGACGGAGAGAAACAUUUGUAGGUGUAUAGCAUUGGUCACUGCAUUUUUAUAACGUUUAUACCUGGGUAUUGCUUCUAACCCCGUGACUCCUCUCCCCACCCCCAUUCUCCCUGUCCCAGGUUUCUUGUUAAGGUGAUAAGUACAAACAUUUUUUUUUGUGUGUGAUAAAACUCUUAAAAGUUAAUUUUAAUGUAUUAAUAGUAUUCCUAAUGAGUGCUGCAAAAACGGCUACAAGCCUGCUUUUUCUCAAAAUUCCAUUUUCCUUAACUUAAGAUAGUUUUAGAAAGAAGGACAACUCGGCUUCCAUUUUGCAAAUCAUCUUUUCUUACUUUAUUAUCUUAGUAUGUUGGUCGCUCAUAAAAAAGGAAACCAUACUUGAGCUGUAAAGUAGACAAUGAGGAAACACUUGAGGCUUCUGCUGUAUGUUUAUUUCUUGUUAUUAUUGUUACCUAGUAACUUGAAUAUUGUUUAAUGUGUUUGUAAGACAUUGUAGAGUUUAUCUCAAACUGUUAAAAAUGGUAAUGUACAAAUGUGAAUAGACACUUAUCUAUAAUAUGGGUAAGUUUUGUUUCGCCUAUAAUAGAUGUUUUAUAAAAACAAGUGAGGGGACAAUUGGUCUUUUUGUUCCUUUUUUUCCCUUUUUCUUUGCUUGCACAGGUUGCACUAUUGAAAAACUGAGAUUGUAUAAACCUGGUCAAAAGCUGCAAGAUACCACCAUCUUGUAGAUGUCAAAUAAAAAGUUGUUAUUCUAACCAGCAGUGGACUCUUGUUUAGGCCCCACCACCUCCAGAGGUAGUCUGACGGGGGUUCUGCAGAACUCGGGCGCUGCUCAGUGUGUCUCGGGUUUUAGAAUGAGAAGGUGUUGAGGGGUGAGAUGCCAGUACCUGUGAAUGCCUGUCCGGCUGAGUUGUUUUCCUUUGUAACCUUUCAGAUGCCUCAGAGCCAGGUGAGGUGGUGAUGGUGGUGGCAAGCUGGGCUUUUGUCCUCUAGUGUUUCUUCGCGCCUGAGUGGUUGUCAGUUCAGUUGUGUCACCUUUACCACAGGUUUGCUUUCUUUGGAUUCAUUUAUUCCUGAUGCCUAAGAGACAAAUGGAGAGUAAUUUCUGUUCUUCGGCAUAUUUUGCCCAGUGGAUGCAACUUUGAUCUUCAGUCUAGUCCCUGUAUCUCAGGCAGUGAUCCACAUGAAUGUUGGCCAAUCCCCUGUUAGGGCUACUAGAUCAACCCCCAGCCCGGAGCAGAAUUGCUUCACCUGCAGCAGCCUUCCCAGGUGUCCGUUUUAAACUAGCCCCCAUGCUAAGGUGAAACAGCUGGGACAGGAAACCUAACAACCCGGCCCCUCCAGUACGACCGAACGGCUGGGUUGAGGAGGGAGACACGGGCUGUAGGCCAGGCUCCCUGUUCUGUGUAUGGGUACCGAGCAGGUCACCGUGCUUCCCAGGCAGGUCAGGAUGAGGGUUCUUUAGCCUGCAGUAGUGGCCUCAUGGUUCAUGAUGUAAUGUUUGCUCUUGGAAUAGCUACCUGAUGCAAAGGGGCAGUCAGAUGUUCUGUUCUCGGUAGAACAGCUUCGUUUUGCUUUUUAUAAUAAGGUCCAGAAGUAAGGCCUCUGAAAAUUCAAAUAGAGUAGACCUCAAAAAGGCAGUACUCAGCAUAAGUGGAAGGGGCCUGAGGUGCCAUUCGCACCCCCUGCAUGGGGUGGUGUGCCAGAGCCUGCUGCCCAUCCCCCUUCCUGGAGGCGCGCAUAUGACCUUUACACUGUGCCCUUAGCCAAGUCAGCAAGUUCAGGUUGGCCAACUAUGGGAAAACCCAGCAUUCAAGGUCCUCCUCCGCCAGAACAUCAAGUCUGAAGCAGGCCCGUGUAUGUCAGGAUCUGAAUGCCCCGUCUGAACCCAGAGCCCCGGGGAUCUCUGUGAGUCCCCUUGGCCUCCGCAAUGCCUUUUCUCCCUUUUUAGCAAUACGACUCUGAGCACAAAGAUUGGCCUUCAACCACGGGAGUGUAUUCAGAGUUUACAGUGUCCAGAGCUGCUCAGACAGUACCUCGGGGGAAUUAGUGUUCCCUUAAGUUAGCACCCUCCGUACUACAAGGUCUAUCUUUGGUUUAGUGGGUUAUCCAGAUAGGUGUCAAUGGUGUGAAUUCCUAAAGGUAUUAACCAAGUACUUUAAACACAACUUGAUCAAAAAGUAAAUAUCCUAAGCAGUUUUCCCUUUCUGCUGCUAAAUUGCAGAUUCCCUCAUCAGUAUCUUAACACCCGUAUAUAAGUUAGCAAGAUCCUGCACCCAAAGCAAUGUAGUAGUGCGUGUAUGUAUAUAUAUUUAUUGCAGUCCAAUUACUUAGCACUUCAGAAACCUUUUUGAGUUGCAACAAUGUACCUUUUCGUUUUAUUUUGCCUCAUCCGUAAAAGUGAAAGGUCUAGAUUACCAAACUCCAGGGAAACAGCCUCUUUUAGAGACAGUUUCCUGGCUGGAGCCCCUGGGCAUUCGUUCGCUAAUGGCUGUGAUGCUAUUAGACAACUUGUGGCAGGCUUGACAGGAGAGGGUACCCGCUCAGCUCUUACAGUUGUGUAACGGGAGCCCUUUCCCUCCCGCUGAGCAAGAGGGGGGACAGCGAUAGAACAGAAAUGAUGGGUGCAUCCCAGGUGAUAAAAGUAGGAGCAGAGGCCAUGUAUUUUCCUGUCGGGCCCUUUUCUUGAUAUGAGAUUAAGAGGAAGGUCCCUAUCUGAACACCCUGGUUUUUAAAAAUGUACCUGAGGGAUAUUCAAUAGUUUCUAAGAAUGGUGCUGCCUGAGAGUCGCUGUUAGGCUGGGACCAUUAUCACAUGUUUGGUCAGUUCAGGCCUCGAGGUUAACAGUGGUAGCCACUGGGAUGAUGGGCACUUGUUGACUCCGCUCCCUGUGUCGGGGGUCUCCCUGCUAACACCACACCCAUGCACACGCACUGUGCACUCUUGGCUACUCGAGGUCUGCAGCUCACAGUCCAUGCCUACCUGGCCGCAGCUGUGAGCAAAAUCCAUUUGCAGAAAUUCCUCAUUGGCUGCCAGUGUCUAAUACAAAAGCAGUGUCUUGGAAGGGCAUGGAGGUGGAGGAAGCACAUCUAGACACCUGCCACUCAAGCUAGCUAGUCAUGCUUUCCCGAGUCCUUGAGGUGAAAUCGAGACCCACCUUCUCAUUUCAUGUUGUACUUAUACAUGUGUACAUAAGUGUGUAUAUAGAAAUGCUGAGCUCUUUCGAACUCUGAAUGUAAAUAUUUCUUGUAAAUUGAGACCCUUACCAACUGGUGUUCCCCUUUUCCCUUCAAUCCUAUUUAUUCUUUUCUUGACUUCCUAUGCGGGGCAUUGUAUAAAUUUUUUUUAAUGUAGAAAAGUAUGAAAACUUCUUAGUUGAAUUCAUUCACAUAUUUUAGAAUUCAGUUUUGCAUCUUUGCUAUGAAUUCCAGUGUGUGUUUUGUGUUAAUAUUUUCCAAUAUGCGAUUGUGUUUUGCAUUUUUAUUACAAAUUUUUACUGUGUGCAAUGCAUUGUAUUGGGGGAGGGGUGAACUUGAGUGCAAUUUCUGAUACUGUCAUUAUAUGACUAGUUCUGCUCAUUUAUGUUGCUCUUUGGAAGCUAUAGUGAGCCUGAUCUUUUCACAUUAAAAGAAAAAUUGUUCCCGAGAGUUCCUUUAAGCUCCUCUAACUUCUUCAGUGCAUUCGGAUCACACACAGCUCCGCAGCAAACCCAGCCACUUGCAGCCUUGCGCUUUUUCAGGCCUGCGCCCUCCCGCGGGGGCGGGGGAAGAGCCUGUAGACCUGCACACUGAGGUGUGUCCUGCUGCUGCUGCAAAUGUCCCGUGUUUCUCCAAGAAUCUGGGCCUGUUUACUAACCGACGGGGAUCAUCAGAGAUGUGCUUGCAGUGAGCACAGGUAACGUGCGUCUGCUCUCUCCUGAUAGAGAGAUUGGCAGCAGACAGGGAGACAAGCCCAGUGCAGCCCAUGUAUGUGGUGACGUGGCAUUGGGCAGGGCACAUUAAGGAACGGUGUCCUCCUCCCACAGAGAGCAACGAAACUGCUGUGGAGGCUUCCGGGAGCCAGGCAGUUCACCGAGGAAGGGUGAACUGCCUGGCUGUAGGUCUCCUGCAGUCCUGUCACCCUCGUUGUGCUGGUGAAUUGCUCCUGGCUAACUGAGCCACACUCUUGGGGGCCGAGCUGGAUCAAGGCUUCCUUAAUGGUUAGCGUUGGCAGCAGGGAGGCCGGGGUGACUUGUGAACCCACGUGUCAGGGUCUGUCACCCAGGAGGCAAGCAGUGGGUUUUUAUGAGCAUUUCAUGGGCCUUUCAUUCGUGAACACGUUUCAUUCAUUACUGUUGAACUUGGUAGACUUGUUGAGAAUGUCAAAGUUCUCUGCAUUUGGGAGACUUAGUGUGUCCUGGAGCAGGGCCUGAGGGAUAUGCUCCAGCAUGAAUGCCCUUCAACCACUCACCAGCUGUCCUCCGGGGCCAAGUGGUUGAACCGAGCUUUGCAGCAGCAGCAGCCAUGUCCUCGGCAGCGACGUGGCAGGGCGCAGGCAGGCUGAGGCUGUCCCUUCGUGUCGUCCACCAAGGGGCCAGCCUGGGGAAGCCAAGGCCUGAAGGUCACCCCGGCUUCCCCAGCGCCGCCCGGGCCUUUCUUGCUGUGGCACUGAAGAGGGUAAAGAAGCCUGGCCUUCCUGACUCCCCCUUGGGGGGCAGAGAGCUCGUUUUCUACGUAGCACGUUGACGUCUCAUCAUCAGACACAAACAUCCCGUCCAUGGUUUAGACUGAAUUUGCAAACUACUGAUGUUAUUUUCCAAUAACCACUUCUAUCUGCCAUCAACCCCGGGAGGCGGGAAGAGGCCCACGGUAUCUCUGCAAUAAAACUUCCACCAGGUUCUACCUCCGCUGAGCAAAGGAUACUUUUAUACGUAAGUGUAGACCUUCCUCCUUCGCUAACCCGACAUGGUGCGUCUUGAGACAACACGAUGGAGUCCAAAGACAAUUUGAACAGGAAGGUGGAUGUAAACUCUUGGCAUUGUUUUUCUUUCCUUCUCUUUUUUUAAGUCUCCCCUUUGAUACGGCUACUCCGUGUGAAUGUCCGUCUGUAUGUGAAGGUCCGCACUGUUCUGAUACUGCACUGCUUUGCCCGGCCUUCGUGGUAACCAGGACCCACCCGGUGUCCGGAAACGACUGUUCCCGCCGCUCUGAUGUGUAACUCUCCAAACUGGGUCUCAUGCAAUAAAAUGUAUCGGGCGGCAUUGAGCGAGGCUGACCUCGCCAGGAAAAACGAUCAACCAUGAAGCGUAACAAAUUCUGUGUCUAGCUGUUGUGGGUUUUCUUGUUUUGUUUUGUUUUGUUUCCUUUGGUUUUCUUUCUUUGUAAGAUUCUUAAAUAAAUUAAACCAGCUAAUAUA